Molecule: messenger RNA, 2535 nt
Organism: Chaetomium strumarium
Lineage: Eukaryota; Fungi; Ascomycota; Sordariomycetes; Sordariales; Chaetomiaceae
Product: zinc finger protein ADR1
Exons: 3
Coding region: 1-2535 (844 amino acids)
Biological process (GO): regulation of transcription by RNA polymerase II; DNA-templated transcription
Cellular component (GO): chromatin
Molecular function (GO): DNA-binding transcription factor activity, RNA polymerase II-specific; RNA polymerase II cis-regulatory region sequence-specific DNA binding; zinc ion binding
Source: RefSeq, a predicted model, not a curated record
AUGGACGCAUCGGCAAGUGAUACGCUCGACAACAUCGUUGUGAAUUUGAAGCCCAAGCGCUUUCAGUGCGCUCGUUGUCAGAGACGCUUUGCUCGACUCGAACACCUGCAGCGUCACGAGAGGACGCAUACACGGGAACGGCCGUUUCCAUGCGAGCGGUGCGAUUCUCGCUUCACAAGAAGGCAAGUACCCGACCUGUUGAUACGCCAUGAGCGACUCUCGCACGGUAAUACGCGGGCGUCGUCUCGUCUGCAGAAAAGCCUUGACAAAGUCGCCCCCUCUAAACGGGCAGUGAAGCGGUCACGGCCAAAGAAGACACACACGGACAACCAGGAGGCUCCUGGUGAAUUUGCAUCGCCGGCACCACCUGAUCCGUUUUCUAGUCUCCCGCCUAGUCCCGCUUAUACAACAUCCGGGUAUACUUUAGGAGACUUUCCAAAUACCGGUCUUGAGCCCUUCCGGCCCUCUGUCUGUCGGCCUCCUGAAGGCACUGCCGUCGACAGCAUGCAGCUCCCUGACGAUGCCACGGUCCAGCCUACCAUCACUGGUGCCACUCAAGGGCAUUCUGCCAACGGCAGUAUCGACAGCUCGCUAGAUCGGUUUACAGGUUACCUUGAAGCGAACACACUUGCCGCAUACCAUCUGCCCUCACCGGACACCGUCGGGCAAGACGAUUUCCUUUUUCCUUUUGAGCCGUUCAUAGGCUCCAACGAGGAGAACGACGUCUUCAAUCGGCACCAGCUUCAAGUCGACAUCACCUACACGCAACAAGCUUCAUUCUCAUGCUUCUGCUCCCGACUGCCCUCCAUACAACCGGAUCAACAAAGCUUCGACGCAAAUCUUGGGCCACCUGUUGGCCAGUCGGCGGGGCACAGAAGAGUCUUUGAUGUGACAUGUGAUGAGAGGGAACUGAUUCUGCAAAGGACGGCCGACUUUGCUGAUGUCAUCCCAGACUUCCAACUGCCUACCGGACUGUCGCUCUCGCGCUACAUACGCGGCUACGUCGACGGUUUUCACGAGCACCUCCCCUUUCUGCAUAUACAGUCAAUGUCUGCCUCGACAUCCUCCAUCGAGCUGCUGCUUGCCAUGGCUGCCGUGGGCGCGCAAUACUGCUUCGAGUCGGAGAAGGGAGUCAGCCUUUUCCAUGCCGCCAGGGCCAUCGCCAAUGAGCGCAUUCGGAGAAGAGAUGCCGGCUUGACUUCCUCUUUUCAGCAGAACAACCAUCCUGCAAGUGCCUCGAUAUCUCCGUCCCAGUCUACCGGCAUUAGACUGCCCUCUACGGAUGAACCCGCUGCGGGAAAUCCACCUUGCGAUCUAAUCCAGACUGCCCAAGCGCUGCUCAUUCUCAUGGCAAUGGCUACUUGGUCCAAGCAUGGCGAACUCUUGAGAGAGGCUCUGGCAAUCCAGAGCGUCCUUGCGAGCAUCAUCCGCGAGGACGGACUUCGUAUGCCAACGUCCUCUGACCGGGACAUCGCGAGCUGGGAGGCAAUGAUGAGUCAGGAAUCCGUCAUCCGAACCAAGUACAUUGUCUUUUGCUUCUUCAACCUGCACUGCAUUCUCUACGACAUACCUCCGCUCAUCCUCAGCUCGGAGCUCCUGAUGAAGCUCCCUUGCACUGCAGCCGAGUUUCGGGCCGACACGGCAGCUGCAUGGGAAGAAGCUAGGAGAUGUGCUGCCGAGCCGUCUUCCUUUCAGGACGCCAUUCGGUGGCUGUUCUCCAGUAGUAGCCCUGGCCAGGAGACAGCGACCCGGCAAUCAUCAUUGGCCAAUUACGUUCUUAUCCACGGCAUCAUCCAGCACAUCUUCUUUGUCCGGCAGACCGCGAGGUGUCGGAUUGACUUGCCGGAUUCUGACCUGACGCAAGAAGACAGGGCAUCGCUCGAACGCGCUUUGCGCAACUGGCAGUUGAGCUGGGAACUGAGCCCAGAAUCAUGCUUGGACCCGACAAGUGCACAAGGCCCAGUAGCCUUCAACUCAACGGCGCUCCUGCGUUUAGCUCAUGUACGCCUCGCCGUAGACACCGGACCAGAGAGGGCCCUGGGAACCAGAGAUCCCAUUCAGAUCGCCAACGCUCUACGAAACGCUCCGCCCGUCAAGAGAUGCCCCAACCUCACGCGGGCCCUUCUGCACUCGGCGCAUGCACUUAGUAUCCCUAUCAAGAUCGGGAUCCGGUUGGUGGCCAAGACGCAAACGUUCAUCUGGUCCAUUCAGCACUCGCUGUCCUCGCUCGAAUGUGCCCUACUGCUCAGCAAGUGGCUUGCGGCGAUCUCGGCCGCACGGUGGCCAAGCACUGACGCUCAGCUCACAGCCGACGAGAGAAGGAUACUGGGUUUGGUCAAGACGAUGUUGGAUGAAACCGAGUUUGCUGUUCCCGACGAAGUUUCUCUGGAUAUCGCGACGGCUGCAAGGCAGCUCAACAUCGGCAUGUUGAGGGUGUGGGCAACCGUCUUCAGGAGUUCGCAGACAUGGCGCAUUGUGGAUGUAAUAGGAUCAUCGUUGGAUCUGUACGCCGACGUGUUGGAGGCUGCUAGUUAG